Molecule: messenger RNA, 1198 nt
Organism: Mangifera indica (mango)
Lineage: Eukaryota; Viridiplantae; Streptophyta; Magnoliopsida; Sapindales; Anacardiaceae
Product: transcription factor MYB1-like
Exons: 3
Coding region: 101-1033 (310 amino acids)
Source: RefSeq, a predicted model, not a curated record
UAUUGCGUGGUUCGUUCAUUGUCUUAGAGACAGAACCCACAAUCCUGGGAGCUCAAAAUAAGAACAAACUGAACAACUUCAAAGACUGAGAGAGAGAUAGAUGGGAAGGAGUCCGUGCUGUGCAAAAGAAGGGUUGAAUAGAGGAGCAUGGACAGCUUCAGAAGAUAAAAUGCUGACCGAGUAUAUUAAAGUUCAUGGUGAAGGAAAAUGGAGAAAUGUACCCAAAAGAGCAGGAUUGAAAAGAUGUGGGAAAAGUUGCAGAUUGAGAUGGUUGAAUUAUCUGAGACCUGGUAUUAAGAGAGGCAACAUUAGUCGGGAUGAAGAGGAACUGAUAAUCAGGCUGCACAAGCUCCUUGGAAACAGGUGGUCUUUAAUUGCUGGGAGGCUUCCAGGGCGAACAGACAAUGAAAUCAAGAACUACUGGAACACCAAUAUUGGAAAAAGAUUACAAGACCACCAUCAAACCAACUCUUCAUCAAAUACUAGAAGAGCUUCAUAUCAGUACCAAGAAUCGGUCGAAAAAUCGCCAUCGAAGCGUCCCAAGAUUGAUAAAGAUUCCAAUUUGAUCUGGACAAAAGCUUCAAAGUGUAACAAAGUGGUCAUUAGUCCUUUAGAGCCACAAAAUUUUGACCAAGUCGUUGACAGUAAGCAACAAGCCGCGGCAGCCGUAGGGUCAGUGGUGGUAAAAAAUAAUAAUAAAGAUGAUGUGAAGGGAGGUGAAGCAUUACUGGAAUUCAAUAUUCAGGAGAAUAAUCUAUCGGAUUUCAUGAUGGAUUUGCAGAUGGACGAGCAUUUACUAUCAUUUCUCAACUCAGAUUUCUCACAAUUAUCAUAUUUGGAAAAUAAUAUCAACAAUGGAGGUCCUAGUGGCACCACGACAAUUAAUUGCCCAGUUGACAAAGGCCCUUCAGCUGAUGAUCCGGAAUCUAAUCAAAUCCUUUUGUUUUGUGAAGACAAGAAGAAGCUCCAUGACUCGGAUUUUCUCACGAUGGAUUCAUUAAUCGGCUCCGAAUUUGAAUGGUUUCAAGACUAAUUAAUUAGCUAACUUAAUUAAAUUAUUGUAAUUAUUAUUAUUAUGUAUAUAUAUAUAUGACUGUGUAUAGAUAAUUAAAGAUGUAGCUAUUGCAAAAAUAAGGUAAUUUUCCAUGUGCAAUAGAAUAUCUCUUUCUCUUUCUUUGAGCUUCUCGUUUGCAAUCUA